This is a messenger RNA of Trichomonas vaginalis G3, 324 nucleotides long. RefSeq lists its product as uncharacterized. The coding region runs from base 1 to 324 and encodes 107 amino acids. The record is from RefSeq and is a predicted model, not a curated record. The transcript has a single exon. Lineage: Eukaryota; Parabasalia; Trichomonadida; Trichomonadidae.
AUGAAUGACUUUGCUGAUUUGGCAAAUGCCUUGAGCAACAUUGAUGCUCAAGAGCAAGCAGCUUCAAAGGAAAACCAGAAUGGUGAGGGAGCUGCAGUACAACAAACUGAAGAAAAACUUAGAGUUGUUCCAAUUCUUGCUUCAGAACACUUGACUGAGAUCGAAAUGAUGACAAAGAAGGCUGAAAUAGCUAAGAAAGCAAGUAUCAGAAAGCUUAAAAAGAAAGAGCAUUUUACAGGAAUUUUCGAAAAGAAGUGCGCAAAGGAGAGAGCUCACAAGCUUGAAAUGAAGAGAGAUUUGAAGAAAUCUGGAAAGAAGAAAUAA